Eremomyces bilateralis CBS 781.70 is the source of this 315-nucleotide messenger RNA. RefSeq names its product zf-DNL-domain-containing protein. Gene Ontology annotation, cellular component: mitochondrion. NCBI's taxonomy places the organism in Eukaryota, Fungi, Ascomycota, Dothideomycetes, Eremomycetales, Eremomycetaceae. The transcript is spliced from 2 exons. The annotation marks the transcript as partial. The record is from RefSeq and is a predicted model, not a curated record. Gene Ontology annotation, biological process: protein import into mitochondrial matrix; protein stabilization; protein folding. Gene Ontology annotation, molecular function: protein-folding chaperone binding; zinc ion binding.
CCUUUGACGGAACCGCCUAGCUCGGCACCAGCCGUGAGCGAUGAGGAAGCUGAGCCCAAGAAGGACGUUCCGUCAUACGAUAUGACCUUCACCUGCAAGAAAUGCACCACUCGGUCCACGCAUCGAGUGUCAAAGCAGGGCUACCACCAUGGGACGGUGCUGGUGACAUGUCCCGGGUGCAAGAAUCGCCACCUCAUCUGCGAUCACCUGAAGAUCUUCUCGGACUCCCGCAUCACCAUAGAGGAUAUCCUGAGCGACAAAGGCGAGCUCUUGAAACGCGGUGUUUUGAAACCGGAUGGCGAUAUCGAGCUUUAC